Molecule: messenger RNA, 786 nt
Organism: Fusarium proliferatum ET1
Lineage: Eukaryota; Fungi; Ascomycota; Sordariomycetes; Hypocreales; Nectriaceae
Exons: 2
Coding region: 1-786 (261 amino acids)
Biological process (GO): glutathione metabolic process
Molecular function (GO): glutathione transferase activity
Source: RefSeq, a predicted model, not a curated record
AUGUCUCAGCCAGAUCCCAAGCGUGUCAAAACUGAUGACGAAGCUCCCUAUGAGCUCAUCUACUGGCCAGUCAUCCCCGGUCGCGGCGAAUUUGUCCGCCUUGUGUUCGAAGAAGCUGGUGUUCCCUACUCAGACGUUGCACAGAACAUAGAGAAGGGCAUGAACGCUGUCAAGAGUCUCACUUCUACAGACAACAUCGGCGAUGAGCAUAACCCGCCUGCUCUAGCUCCCCCAGCUCUCAAGCACGGCGAUCUUCUCAUUUCACAGACGCCUAAUAUUCUUCUAUAUGUCGCUCCAAGGGUUGGUCUGGCGCCCAAAGAAGGAAACGGCGUGUACCAUCUCAAUGAGAUUGUUUUGACAAUCCUGGAUGGUCUUGUAAAUGAACUCCAUGAUACUCAUCACCCUAUCGCUAUUAGUCUCUACUAUGAGGACCAAAAGGAGGAGUCCAAGAAGAAGUCUGAAUAUUUCAUCAAGGAGCGCCUCCCCAAGUAUUUCAAGUACAUGCAGCGAGUGCUUGACGCCAAAACCAGUGGUGAGGGGCCAUGGUUAUAUGGCGACAGCUUGACCUAUGCAGACCUCGUACUUUUCCAGGCUGUUGAUGGCACCAAGUUUGCCUUUCCCAAGUCUACUGAGGCUUUGAAGAAGUCUGGUGAAUACGAUGGCGUUUUCAAGUUAUACGACGCGGUCAAGGAGAGGCCCAACAUUAGCAAAUAUCUUCAAAGUGACAGGCGCAGGAAGUACUCCGAGGGGAUCUGGCGAUAUUAUCCUGAGUUGGAAGAGGAAUAG